Molecule: messenger RNA, 524 nt
Organism: Cucurbita moschata (crookneck pumpkin)
Lineage: Eukaryota; Viridiplantae; Streptophyta; Magnoliopsida; Cucurbitales; Cucurbitaceae
Exons: 2
Coding region: 55-300 (81 amino acids)
Source: RefSeq, a predicted model, not a curated record
CAGAAAUUUCCUCUCAAUUUCCCUUCAACAAAGAAAAGAAGAAAAAGCCACCUCAUGCCUAUGAAGAAAACAGGGCUGUUCGCCGCCUCCGUCGCCGCUGCCUCCGCCACCGCCCUCUCUGCUCCGUCGUCCUCCGCCGGCGUCCUCAAAACCACCUUUUCCCAUCAGGAAAAGGUCAUCAGCAGAGAUGAAGAAACUAGUCCGUCGAGAAUAUCUCCGCCGUCGACAGCGCCGGAUCAAUUCGCUCCGAGAUUCGAUGGGCUGCGAUUCAUUGAAACUCUGGUCACUGCUCAUAGAUGAUAAGCUUGGGAACUGGCGAUAAAUGGCCCGUCUUUUUUUUUUUUUCUUUUUCUUUCUUUUUUUCUGUAUUAUUAUUAUUAUUAUAAAAAAAAAAAAAAAAAGAUCAAUCACAGUGAGGAAUGAUCCCCAAUCAUGUAUUACAAGUGGUGGGUUUCGUUUUGUUCCUUCUCGUAACUCGACCAUAUAAUAUAUUUAAUGUAAUGACAUAAUAUAUACUUUUUAUA